Messenger RNA from Ictalurus punctatus (channel catfish), 3470 nucleotides. It is a transcript of the gene tmem184c, whose product is annotated as transmembrane protein 184C. NCBI's taxonomy places the organism in Eukaryota, Metazoa, Chordata, Actinopteri, Siluriformes, Ictaluridae. Gene Ontology annotation, biological process: transport. Bases 420 to 1775 code for a protein of 451 amino acids. The transcript is spliced from 10 exons. The record is from RefSeq and is a predicted model, not a curated record. Gene Ontology annotation, molecular function: transporter activity.
CGUGUUGUCCCGACUAACAGGAAGUUGAUGACGGUAUUGUUUGAGUAAAGUUCUGUCUUAGCGUAUGGGAGGGCUGUUUGCUCUCCUUCCCUGCUCUGAAGCUCAAACUACGGCGUGAUGGUGUUAAUAUUUGUUCGCAGCACAUGUGUGGAUUUAAAGACACUCCUCCUGAGUAGAUACUGAGUGUGUGUUUUUGAGAGCUAGCAUGAGUGCUAACCCGACACGAGCUGCGUUUGUUUACAAUGAAUCAGCUGAUUAGGGUUAGAGGUCCUCAGAAGCCCGCGUGAUAUUUCAGCACGAGCUGCUCGUCUUUUAAGAGAUUUGAGACAGAUCUGUAGCUGAAUGUGAGGAGGAGGAGGAGGAAGAAGAGAAGGAGAAAGAAGAAGAAGAAGAAGAGGAGGAGAUCUGAGCAGGAGAAGAUGCCGUGCACUUGUGGGAACUGGAGGAGGUGGAUCAGACCUCUGGUGGUGCUCCUCUACAUCCUGCUCUUGCUGGUGGUUCUUCCUCUGUGCAUAUGGGAGCUGCAGAAAUCAGAGGUUGGAACUCACAACAAAGCCUGGUUCAUUGCAGGCAUUUUUGUCUUCAUGACAAUCCCCAUAUCACUUUGGGGGAUACUUCAACAUCUAGUACACUACACCCAGCCCGAGCUGCAGAAACCCAUAAUCAGGAUAUUGUGGAUGGUUCCAAUUUAUAGCUUGGAUAGCUGGAUUGCACUGAAGUACCCGGGCAUCGCUAUCUACGUGGACACGUGCAGAGAGUGCUACGAAGCCUACGUCAUUUACAACUUUAUGAUCUUCCUGAUGAACUACCUGGAGAAGCAGUAUCCCAACCUGGUGCAGAUUCUGGAGAUGCAGGAACAGCAGGAACACCUGCCGCCGCUCUGCUGCUGCCCGCCCUGGCCCAUGGGAGAGGUGAUGUUGCUGAGAUGUAAGCUGGGUGUUCUGCAGUACACUGUAGUGAGACCCGUCACCACAGUCGUCGCAUUGAUCUGUCAGCUUUGCGGGGUUUACGAUGAAGGCAACUUCAGCUCCAAAAAUGCCUGGACCUAUUUAGUGAUCAUGAACAAUCUCUCCCAGCUCUUUGCCAUGUACUGCCUGGUGCUGUUCUACAGAACGUUACGAGAGGAACUCGGCCCUAUCAAACCUGUGGGCAAAUUCCUGUGUGUCAAACUCGUCGUGUUCGUGUCCUUCUGGCAGGCGGUGCUCAUCGCGUUGCUUGUGAAGGUUGGAGUGAUUUCAGACUCUCACACCUGGGACUGGGACAGCGUGGAGGCCGUGGCCACUGGACUGCAGGAUUUUAUCAUCUGUGUGGAGAUGUUUUUGGCAGCCAUUGCUCAUCACUUCAGCUUCACCUACAAGCCAUACAUUCAGGAAGCAGAGGAAGGCUCUUGCUUCGACUCCUUUUUGGCCAUGUGGGACAUGUCAGACAUUCGGGCCGACUUCUCCGAGCAAGUGCGCAAUGUCGGCCGAACGGUUAUGGGCCGCCCCAGGAAGAGUUACUUUUCCCGUGAUGCGGAGCACGACGAACACAGAGGCCUUCUGUCCUCCGGCUCUCAGGACGCCGCCGUCGCCGAGGCUUCCUCCACUCCUCCAUCUCCGUCAGGCCACUACCAGGGUCUGGGACACACCCGACCCCCUCACUCUCGCUCGGCCCCCGCCGAACUCUGCUCCACACCCUGGGAGGGAGACGUAGACGACCUGGACGACAUCACUCCCACCGUGCUGUCCGGGGACCCUAAAAACCAGGCGCACACACACUAUGCUAAAAUCACUUAACACACGCAAACACUGUUCACGUUAUUCCCAAUAACUAAUUCACUGGGAACAGCAGGUUAAAAAGGCACACAGGGAUUUUAGUCCGGUUUUUAUUCAUUUUAAGAAAAUCUAAUCUAAUUUCUUUUUUUUUUUCUAGUGACUAAACACAUCUUGUCAAAAAAACGUCCGUUCUUUUAAGAGAGCUAAAUUGUUUUUUUUUUUUGGAAAUUGUGAAACAAUUUAUUAACACUAUUUAUCGGUUCCUUCCUCUGCAGAAAUGCAUGUUUAAUAUUUUAAUCCGUCACCCUGUGUCCUUGUGGCAUUAGUCAUAAGAUCACAGUUAAUCUGUUAACUGAAAGUCUUGACAUAGUCAAUGUUUGCUGGUUACACACACACACACACACACACACACACACACACACACACACACACACACACACACACACUGUGCCAAAGUGCUCUGUUGGUUGUUUUUUUUUUUCAAGCCUGAGAAAAAGCUGAACAAUGUGCAAAUCACAUUUAUGAAGAAAUGCACAAUAUACUCAAAAUGCAUGAAGCUUUUUUUCCCCACUCAGCCACUGAGCAAACGUGUGGCAUCAUUUCCUGUUACGCUGUUACGGAUAUUAUAUCUAUAUUCUUUCCAUUUUUAUGGUGGAUUUAUUUAUUUAUUUUUAUUUUAAUGAAUCAAUUUACACCUGAAAUAUUCAUACAGCUAUAAACUAAGAAAAGGUACUUAAAAUGUUCUUUUUACCCCAAAUUUAUCUGAUUAGCCAAGACUUAUCUUUGCUAAUAGCCUGAUGUAGCUAACUACUAAGCAGAGCUGCCAAUAUUUACAGUGUAGCUGUAGCAUUUACAGAUUUUGUCCCUGUACUAAAGCAAUAUGGGAGACACUUUUGAACAGCAGUUCACUGAAGGGGAAAGGACGUAUGGAUGUGAAAGUUGCACAUUAGCUUCGGCUAGUGAUUAAUUUCAUUCCACACUGACUUUCAGCCAAUAGAAAACAAGAAGGCGGGACUGUAGACAUUCUGGUUCAAUACAAAAUGGAGGAGAGGGUUAUUUUCAGAUGUGGGACAAACAAGUAGUCAUACCCUAGGGGUUUCUGUGGUAAAAUUCAGGGGGGGGGGGGUUUGUCUGCUUCCUCGAAUUUUGCCUCUGAGUGAAGAAAGCAUUCGGCCUCCAGAUCAACACUCGAAUCAAACCAAGUCGAAUCACUUAGUAGUCGGGUAUGAAAGUGAGUGCCAGGCUCCGGUAGGAGGUGUGGCCUACAGCUUAAAGGUGGAGUUAAGGGUCAUGUGAUUUGGACGUUAGUAAACCUUACACGUUUAAAUAAAUACAGAACUGUUCAGUAAUACAGAACUGUUCUGCUACUCAAUGAAACAGUUCUCGUACAAAUGUUAUUACCGAAUCAACGAUGGUUUGAGGCGAGAUUGAUUAUAUGGAGGCUGUAGACUUCCUUUACUUGUUAGCUUUGUAGCACUGGUACAAAUUAAAUAUGCAAAUUCUGGACAGGAAACAUGUCUUGGCUGAUGGAUGACUUUCGGGGUAAAAAUGGAGGCAUUAAAAGAGCACAUGAGCUUUAAUACAGAAAAAAGUUGAGAUGAAAUGAAGUGGACUGGAUUUUUUUUUGUUUUGUUUAACAAAACAAAAAUAAUGAGAUUAUGUAAAAUUAUAUAAAUACAUAUAUGUGCAUUAAAAAGAACUGAAUUUACAUCCAAA